GUCCGUGUUUUUAUGUGCACUCUGCAGGCUCACUGACGCUUUCAUCCUCACUGAAUGAACUCAACGCUCACCAUAAACGCAAAGUCAUACCAAACAACGGAGCCGGAGCGUGUGGAGCUACACUUACAUUAUUAAUAGUCUCACGGCCAUAUUUUUAAUACAGUGGGCUGAAAAUGGAGGUCAGUACCAUCGCGAAUUUGUUUAUCGAGCAUGCUACGACUCUGAGGAUGCACACAGGGAACUUAGUGAACCGCUGUUGGCUCAAGAAUAAGUGUCCGUCUUCGCCAAGUGAAGAGCUUCAAGAUUGCAUCAGAGGAACACUUAGUGAGUGGCUUGAAACGUUACCCAGAACACCUGAACUUGAUUUGCCCAGUGCUCUGGACUGCACAAUAGCACAGAAUUCAGAAGUGAUCACACCAGAGGAGAGAGAGGAGCUGAGGGUGUCUGUCAAGCUGUUUCUCACAGAAUCUGAUUGCUCAUCUAUAAUGAAUGCCGUGGACAUGGCAUGCGUGUCAUUAGGUGUGUCUCAGCUGGAUUCAGUUAUCAUCGCUCCUCCUCCACUGCCCGAGGGUGAGACCUUGACACUGGCUCACCUGCAGCCGCUGUGGGCCGAGCUGGAGAAAAUCGUUCAGAGCCAAAAAGCUGCUUCCAUCGGCACCUCAGAUCUGGACAAGACUCAGCUAGAAGAGCUGUACAACUGGGCACAGGUUAAACCGAGCAGUAACCAGGUAAAUCUGGCCUCCUGCUGUGUGAUGCCUCCUGACCUCACUGCAUUCGCUAAAGAGUUUGACAUCCAGCUGCUGACUCACAAUGACUCGAAAGAGCUUCUGAGUUCAGCAGGAUUUCAGGAGGCCAUGCAUGAGAGCUGCAAGGACCUGCAGGUAGCAGACUGGCGGCUCGAGUGGGUCUUGCGCUACUCUAUCAUCGUCAAGAGCCGAGGCAUCAUCAAAGCCAAGGGAUACCUCGUUCAUGCACGGAAAAGCACCAAAUAGCACCUCCUGAUCUGAGAGGAUCACGGUGCACUUCGUUUGUUUCUGGAAUUUCCAAAAUGCAUUGAUUUUUUAGCUUUCUGUAAAGCUCAUCAAUGAAAUGUUUAUACAUGAUUCAUUUUUCAUCUUCAGUGACGGCUGAAAUUCAGCUGACCUCAAUCAUACUGUGACAUAUUUUUCCAAGCGCUUGACCGUUUAUUUCUGAAAAUCUGAUCUGUUCAAUCUUUGUAUCAUACAUGUGUGCAGCCUGCAUCACGUGAAUGAUUUUACAUUCAUGGUUUCAUUUUAUUCAGAUUUUUAUCAUUAAUUUCUGGAUUUCUUUUCAGAAAUGAAUGAAAAAGAAACAUUGUAUAACACUGCAAUAGUGCUGAGAACUAAUUGAUGGGGAAGUGUCAAAAUACUAGUUAAGUGGCUCAAGUAAUCUUACAUAAAAAGCCAGAUAUAUGUUUUGGAACAUACAUAGUUUUACAAUGAGGCUAACAUUUGAUGCAGUUUUCUUGUACGUGUGACCUGGUAGUUAAGGGUGGUCCGGUUUACUAAGAAUUGGUUUGAUGCUUCAUAAAUAUUAUUUUAUUUAGGUUGUCCUUUUAAUGUCUCUAUUAAAACCCUGUUGGUGCUUUGUGUCA
Molecule: messenger RNA, 1615 nt
Organism: Tachysurus fulvidraco (yellow catfish)
Lineage: Eukaryota; Metazoa; Chordata; Actinopteri; Siluriformes; Bagridae
Gene: gclm
Product: glutamate-cysteine ligase, modifier subunit
Exons: 7
Coding region: 174-992 (272 amino acids)
Biological process (GO): glutathione biosynthetic process
Cellular component (GO): glutamate-cysteine ligase complex
Molecular function (GO): glutamate-cysteine ligase catalytic subunit binding; enzyme regulator activity
Source: RefSeq, a predicted model, not a curated record